AUGGUUGCCAACAAUCUGGCCUUCACCCAAGGAGACAUGUCAUCUGAAGAUGUGUUCGAACAUUACAAGGCUGCUGCUGCUUCUUCAGGCAGGAAGAAGGACAGCAAGAGGACUCGGGGGGAGAGCAGUAAAACCGCCUCAAAGAAGGCCCGAACUGAGGACCCUCCAGCCACUGUUCCUUCAAAUGAGAACACGCCACCUCCAUCGCCACUCAAGCAGCUAGCCUCAACACCUCCGGUCGACCAGCAUUCCACUCCUCCAACACCUGUCGACCAGCACCCUACUCCUCAGGACCCUACCAGCCGAACACACCGAACUCAGCCCGAAGACUCCCUGUCCAGCUCCGUGGUCAGCUCAGCCAGGGAGAGGAUAUACAAGCUCUCCAAACACAAACGCAGUAAAGAGGCCAUUGAUGGCACCAUCUCCAUGGAGACCGACCAAAUACUCAACCGAUGGCUGAAUGAGAUAGUUAGCGUAAGUUACUUCCUGAUGCUGAAUAAUUUGCUUUUGAUUUUCUGCCAUCGCCUUACUCUUUUCAUCUUAUUGCAGGGAUUACUGACCAUGGCUGCUGGCUGGCGCCAUGCGGGUGCAAUGGUGUCCAAGACCAAAAAUUUUGACACCAGGCUUGCUGAGGCUAAGAAAGCGCUUGAAGGGAAAAAUACUGACCUGCUCGAGAAGAACGAUGAGCUAACCAAGCAAAAUGGUGAGUUGCUUGAGAAAAUUGCAGAGCUGUCUAAGCAGAAUGUGGUCCUACUCGAGCAAAAAGCCACUUUGACCGAUGAGCUGCUGGAGAGUCAGGACGCCCUGAAGAAAUCCAAUGAAGACAAAGAAAAAUUCAGGAAAAGCGCCAGACUCAACUACCAACAAUCCAAACAGCUCGAGCUUGAUUUGAUUGCGAGCAGGCAGGAGACGGAGGAGCUAGAAAAGUGUGCAAUUUUCCUGGAGGAAGAAGAAAGGGCUAAAGUUCCUGCUUCCCCAGAGAUCUCCCUGGCAACAGGGAUAGAUGGUGUAGAUAAUGAAGCUGGCGCAGCUGUCGACCAGGACGCUCCUCAAGACCCUCUAACCUCUUAG
Molecule: messenger RNA, 1071 nt
Organism: Humulus lupulus (European hop)
Lineage: Eukaryota; Viridiplantae; Streptophyta; Magnoliopsida; Rosales; Cannabaceae
Exons: 3
Coding region: 1-1071 (356 amino acids)
Source: RefSeq, a predicted model, not a curated record